Messenger RNA from Brassica napus (rape), 2056 nucleotides. Its product is annotated as putative RING-H2 finger protein ATL37. Bases 790 to 1809 code for a protein of 339 amino acids. The record is from RefSeq and is a predicted model, not a curated record. NCBI's taxonomy places the organism in Eukaryota, Viridiplantae, Streptophyta, Magnoliopsida, Brassicales, Brassicaceae. The transcript has a single exon.
GAGUAGUAUUAUUAAAUUUUAGGUUACACAACUGUUAUUAAACCAUUUUCUAUUUAAAAUAAAUGAUAAAUAAAUUUUGUUUGAGAUGGAGAAUAUUUAAAAUGCGUUUUCAUUUCGAGGUGUGCAUUGUUCUUUGUGCAACAUAGCUGAGAACUCAAGCCUUUUUUCAAAAAAAAAAAAAAACAUAGCUGAGAACUCUUAUACUUCCUAUGAUUUUUGUUGAGAUAUUGCUCCUCUCAUUUCCAGUAUUGGUGGUUGGGUUAAGUGCGCUUCAAAUGAAAGGCAAUUAACUCGUUGCGAUACCAAUUUAUUUCCUCCGUCGAACGAUUCAACUAUUUUGUAAACCUUUGGUAAAUCCUUAACGGGAAUUGGUAAGGGUUGUAUUAUUUUACUUUGUUUUAAUUCAUUUUUGCUAUAAACUGUUGUAUGUAUAAAAAAAUUUAGAUCCUUUUUAAAAAGAAAAUUUUUGAAGUAGGAUUAGGAUUAGGCCAAAAACUCUCCGAAAAGGUCUUUAUGCGUAGUCAACAAGUUAAUAGAUGGAACGAGUGAACUCGUACUUGUUUGACGUCUACGGUGAACCCAUGGAAUCCUUCAAAGUCAGCGACCAAAACAAAUCUACUUAAUCAAAUCUAAUUCAAUAUUUGUUGUCGUGACGGGCAGAUCUUAUUGAUCCACCAAUCAUAAUCGUCUAGUAGUAUUUUUUUUUUUUGGGUCAAAAAUCGUCUAGUAGUAUAACGACUUCUUUAUCUCGCUCUACACGGAAACAUGGAGCUCAAGUGAUCCAACAUUAUGACUAUCUUCAGGAGAGAUCUCAGCCAUAGGUUCGUUUUAUGUGUUUUAUUACCGCUUUUCAUUUUCCAAUUCCUGCCUAACGCAACCUGCCAGCAACAGUCAGAAUCCAAAGCCAGGGCGGAAUCAGUAAUUGGGAUCGUUUUGCUUUCUAUGUUCCUAUUAUGUAUAGUCGGUUGCUGCUUCUUCUACGCAUGCCAGAGUGCAGAGGUUGAGUCGGGAAGCCGUCAAGUGCUGCACACUAGAGCAAGGCAUGGGCUCGACAAGGACAUCAUCGAGUCCUUCCCAUUUUUCCUUUACUCAGAGAUUAAAGGGCUCAAGAUAGGCAAAGGCGGAGUGGAAUGUGCAAUUUGUCUAAACGAGUUUGAUGAUGAAGAAACGCUACGUUGGAUGCCUCCUUGUAGUCACACUUUCCAUGCUAGCUGCAUCGAUGUAUGGCUCUCUUCUUGGUCCACAUGUCCGGUCUGUCGUGUAAAUCUGUCUCUGAAACCUGGUGAGAGCUUUCCAUAUCCGAGCAUGGAUCUUGAAACGGGAAACGUACAGAGAGGUGUUCAAGAAUCCCCCGACGAUAUAAGCUUGACAGGUAACAACACUUCAAAUUAUACAACACCUCGAUCGAGAUCUACAGGGUUAUUGUCUAGCUGGCGUAUGGCUGAGAUGUUCGUCCCUAGAUCUCAUUCGACGGGACGUUCAGUGGUUCAAAUUGGCGAGAAUCUAGACCGAUUCACACUGCAGUUACCCGAUGAGGUGCAAAGACAAUUGGCUAGCUUGCAUCCGACAAGGAAAAGCCACAUGGCCUUACCUGAAGCCAGGAGUUCGAGACAGGGCUACAGGAGCGGCAGCGUUGGAAGCGAGAGUAGCAGUUUCUCUCAGGGACGACAAACAUUUCGGCGGGCCCUAUCUAUGUCAUUCUCUUCUGGUAGGUCCACACUUGGCAAGCACGUCCGAGAGACUUCCCAAACGAAGGACAAAGAUUCUGGUGAACGGUCGUUUGAACGCCUCAUGCCAGAGAAGGUCUAACAGAUAAUCUAUCUACUUUUUUUUUCUUCAAUGGAUAAAACUAAGUCACAAGUCUGAUGAUUAUGGUUGAUAUCAUCCAUGCGUGCCACAGAUUGGUUUAACCAUAAACUGGUUCUAGUACUUUAUAAGAGUCUGUAAACAUAGUUAGCACAAAUGGAAUUGGAUUAGCACCGUUCGAAGAUCUUGUACAGCUUUUCAAGGGAUGCUACCUGCAAAAGAGUUAAAAAAAAACAAUGUGCUUAAUGUC